AUGAAUAGCCGCAUGGACUUCACAGACCGUGCCCAAAAGGCUGUGGAAGAUGCCAUGGCCUUGGCCGAACAAUACGGCCAUUCUCAGCUUGUGCCCAACGGUCCCCCACCCACCAGCACACUAUUCCGACAAGUGGUUGAGCGAGCACAUGGUGACCCUCAACUCUUUGAUCGAGCCCUCAAGAAAACCCUCGUCCGACUCCCCAGCCAAGAUCCUCCACCCGAGCAUGUCUCUUUGGCACCCCAGUUCCACAAUGUGCUGAGAAAGGCUAUGGACCUGCAAAAGGUGCAGAAGGAUACUUACAUUGGCGUGGAUCACCUCAUCACUGCGCUUUCAGAGGAGGCAACUAUUCAAGCACCCCUCAAGGAAGCCAACGUUCCCAAGGGUAAGCUCAUCCAAGAGGCAGUACAGGCUAUCCGAGGAACCAAGAGAGUCGACAGCAAGACGGCCGAUACAGAGGAGGAGAAUGAAAACCUGGCCAAGUUCACCAUUGACAUGACUGAGAUGGCCCGCGAGAAGAAGAUGGACCCCGUCAUCGGCCGAGAAGAAGAGAUUCGAAGAGUUGUACGAAUCUUGUCCCGACGAACCAAGAAUAACCCCGUCCUCAUCGGUGAGCCUGGUGUAGGAAAGACCACCGUCAUCGAAGGAUUGGCUCAGAGAGUCGUCAACCGCGAUGUUCCUGACAACUUAAAGUCGUGCAAGCUUCUCUCACUUGAUGUGGGUGCCCUUGUCGCAGGCAGCAAAUACCGAGGAGAGUUUGAGGAAAGAAUGAAGGGUGUGCUGAAGGAGAUCACUGAGUCCAAGGAUGUGAUCAUCUUGUUCGUCGAUGAAAUCCACCUUCUCAUGGGCGCUGGUUCGUCUGGUGAGGGUGGUAUGGACGCUGCCAACCUUCUCAAGCCAAUGCUUGCCCGUGGCCAGCUACACUGUAUCGGUGCCACUACUCUUGCCGAAUACCGCAAGUACGUUGAGAAGGAUGCCGCCUUUGAGCGUCGAUUCCAACAGGUCAUCGUUAAGGAGCCCAGCAUUACUGAAACUGUUUCCAUUCUUCGAGGUCUCAAAGAGCGAUAUGACCGUCACCACCGUGUUACCAUCCUCGACAGCGCCCUUGUAGCCUCCGCCAACCUGGCUGCUCGCUACCUCACGUCUCGACGACUGCCCGAUUCGGCUAUUGAUCUUGUCGACGAAGCUGCUGCCGCUGUUCGAGUUGCUCGUGAAUCCCAGCCUGAGAUCAUCGAUUCUCUCGAGCGUAAGCUUAGACAACUUAUGAUCGAGAUCGCGGCUCUCGAGAAAGAAAAGGACGAAGCAUCCCAGACCCGUCUCGUGCAAGCUCGCAAGGAUGCCAAGAACGUCGAAGAAGAGUUGCAGCCACUUCGCGAAAAGUACCAGAGUGAAAUCAAGCGCAGUGAGGAGAUUCACCAAGCCAAGCUGAAGCUUGAUGACCUCGAGAAGCGCCUUGAGGAUGCAAUGAACAACUCUGAGCACGCCAAGGCUGCUGAUCUCAAGUACGGUGCCAUCCCCGAACAGGAGGCUAUGAUCAAAGAGCUCGAGGCUCGCAAGGCUGCGGCUGAUGCUGCUCUCAAUGCCAACGCCACUACCGAUGCUGGUGGUGCUAUGGUCACAGAUAUUGUCACUGCAGACAACAUCAACGAGAUUGUUUCACGAUGGACCGGUAUUCCGGUUACCCGUCUGCGCACUUCGGAGAAGGAGAAGCUCAUCCACAUGGAAAAGGUGCUUGGCAAGGUUGUUGUUGGUCAGAAGGAAGCUGUGGGGUCUGUUGCCAACGCCAUUCGACUCCAGCGCUCUGGCCUUAGCAACCCCAACCAGCCACCUAGCUUCUUGUUCUGUGGUCCUUCGGGUACCGGAAAGACCCUUCUCACCAAGGCUUUGGCCGAAUUUCUAUUCGACGACGCCAAGGCGAUGAUUCGUUUCGAUAUGUCAGAGUACCAGGAGCGACACGCACUCAGUCGUAUGAUUGGUGCCCCUCCUGGAUAUGUCGGCCAUGAUGCUGGUGGUCAGUUGACUGAGGCUCUCCGCCGCAAGCCGUUUUCGAUCUUACUCUUCGAUGAGGUUGAAAAGGCUGCCAAGGAAGUUCUCACUGUCCUUCUCCAGCUUAUGGAUGACGGUCGCAUCACUGACGGCCAAGGCAGAGUCGUUGACGCCAAGAACUGUAUUGUGGUCAUGACCUCUAACCUCGGUGCAGAAUACCUUGUCAGACCAGGCGUCAAGGAGGGUCGUGUCGAUUCUGGCACUCGAGAGUUGGUCAUGAACGCCCUUCGCAACUACUUCCUGCCUGAGUUCCUCAACCGUAUUAACUCAGUCGUUAUCUUCAACCGUCUUACGCGCAGGGAGAUUCGUAAGAUCGUUGACAUCCGUCUUAUUGAAAUUCAGAAACGACUCGAGGACAACGGCCGCAAGGUACAUAUCGACGUUUCAGAUGAAGCAAAGGACUAUCUUGGCAACAGUGGCUACUCGCCAGCUUACGGAGCCAGACCUCUCUCUCGUCUCAUUGAGAAGGAGGUGCUCAACCGUCUUGCCAUCCUCAUCCUACGCAACAACAUCCGCGAUGGCGAAUACGCACGUGUUGAACUUAUUGAUGGCAAGAUUGUUGUGCUUUCCAACCACCCCGACAGCGAGCUUGGUGAGGAUGAAGACAUGGUAGAUGAGGAAGAUGCAGUUGAUGAGUUGGUGGAUGAUAUGGAUCAGGAUAUUUACGACUAA
Fusarium sp. VM40 is the source of this 2718-nucleotide messenger RNA. NCBI's taxonomy places the organism in Eukaryota, Fungi, Ascomycota, Sordariomycetes, Hypocreales, Nectriaceae. The record is from the annotation of a GenBank genome assembly.